Molecule: messenger RNA, 5002 nt
Organism: Centropristis striata (black sea bass)
Lineage: Eukaryota; Metazoa; Chordata; Actinopteri; Perciformes; Serranidae
Gene: c17h4orf54
Product: chromosome 17 C4orf54 homolog
Exons: 2
Coding region: 1-4584 (1527 amino acids)
Source: RefSeq, a predicted model, not a curated record
AUGAAAAGCGAGCAAAGCUGCGUGAAGACGCCUGCGACGCUCCGGGAGAUCAAAGAUCUGCUCCAAAAAACGGCGCACGGAGAAGAGGAUGCCCCGGAGAAGCAAGACGAAAGCAAAUACGUCGAUUUGGAAUUAGUGGACGUUGACACAGGCGGUACAAAACCAGAGAAAGACUAUUGCUUUGGUGAAGGAAACCAAAUGUCUGUUCUUAUUAACAACAGCGGUGCCGGAGCUCUGCGCGCAAGGGAAACAAACCAGAAGUUGGCGAAGAAAACCCAUGUUGAAACUAACAUGAAAGAGGACUCUGGAGAUGGGACACGUGUAGGAGAAAUCACGGAGGGUCCCUCUGAUCCACCUUCAUCAUCAUAUCUCCGCUGUCUUAACGCAAAGUCAGAGGAUUGCUUCAAAACAGGAGACAAAAGCGAGCGCAACAUUACGCGGAACGACGUGUCCAAAAUAGAAGACAACAGAAAGACACAAAGAGAUGAGGAAUUAGACUGUGGUGAUAAUGAUCUGAGCGGGAUUAAUGAGUCGGAUGAUUAUACGGAGGAUGAUGAUGUUAUUUUGGUGCUUUCCGACCACUGCUUCCCGGGCGUAACGGAAGAUGAGUCUCAUUACAUUACCACGCACGAGAUCCAGCUCUCGGAGCUAUCUGACCACGAGGAGGAUUACGACCUCGGGGUGGGCUCCUCCACCAGCUGGGACACUGAGGAUGCCAACCAGGUGUACUCUUUUGUCGAUUACGCCUCUUUUGACGGUGAUGGAGAGAGGGGGGACAGGGGGGAUGGCCACCAGCCUCCUCGCGCUCAGGGCGCAGCAGCAACAGUCAGCACUCUGCUGGAAAGUGAUCUGUGCGACGCGGCCAAAUUCACCAGCUCAGAUGAGAGUUUAUCAAAGCUCCAGGAGCAGCAACAGUGCAGUGGCAACAGUGCAGGACAGAUCCACCUGUCAAUCAGCACCACUUCUCGGGCUAUAAAUGACCCUAGCAACAUCCGAGAAAAGGAAAAUAUCCUUUAUCAUGCCAGGCGCGCUGGGGAUACGAGUCAAUAUGUUUUUAGAGGAGUAGAUGGGAAGGCAGGGACGUUGAGUGACAGGGCGAAGUGUUUCAUAGCCGCGCCCGGGCGCUUACACUUUGGCCGCAAAUUGAGGGGAAAAGAGGUCACCGAGUAUUCCAGCGGUGCCUCCAGCGCUGAGCUAGACGACGCUGACAAGGAGGUGCGCAACCUGACAGCCAAGGCCUUCAAGAGCCUGGCUUAUCCUUACUUUGAUGCCAUUAAUUUCAGCACCUCCAGUGAGUCAUCUACAUCAGAGCACGGGAAAGGGAUAAACAGGUGGUCCACGUUUGUCGACCUGAAAUAUGGCAAUAUGAAUAUUUCACAGGGACUGGACAAACAUGUUAUUUCCCAUCAAAAUUCAACGGCUUCAUUUGAAAUAGCCAAAAAUAUAGAUAAAAGAGGUUGUAAGGACAUAGCUCUGGCAAAUAUCAAACCGCCCACCAGCAAGAUCUUCACUCUGAAUGGGACCCCCCACAACGCAUCGUCAUCUUCAAAGCAAAUAGAGCUGAUGGGGAAAUUUAGUCAGGGCCACAGUGGAGUGAUUAGACUCACAGAGACUCUGAAUUUUCGUUGCAAUGUUAAAUCGGGGAUGCCAGGGGGAGAAAGGCACACUAACUUUUCACAAAACGCAGCAGGAUCACGUUCCACGGAUGAAGUUACCAACAGUUUGCCGAGCGGCCAGAGGAGAGGGGCCAACAAGUCCUCUAAAACCAUGGAAGACACACACAAGAAAGCCAUAUUCGCAUCGAGUCUGCUCAAAAAUGUAAUUUCUAAAAAGAUGCAGUUCGAACAGGAGCGCAAAAUGGAAAGAGGGGAGAUAAGUGAGACACACCCGACGCCUUCCCCGUGCUUUGCGCACCAGGAGAGGGACAGCCACAGGGAGAAGGGCAGCGGGGAACUGCACAGACAGAGCUCCAGAUUUUCAGAGAGCAGCUCUGACUACACUAUAAUGUGCGUGGAUGAACUAGGGGACAUCGUGGACAGUGGCUCAUGCAAGAGCGACCCUCGAAGACGAGACACAGCAGCUCCCGCACCAGAAACUAAUUUGGAACCGACAAAUGAAGACGGAAUCGAUACUAAAAAAAGCGCAUUGGAAGCGUCCAAAAGCACAUUGCUACGCAGCCAAAAUAGCGCGUUCAGAUGUUGGAAGGACGAGGAGCUAGAGUUUCAAAGGGAUCAUAAAAACGACAAAACUCUGGAGAAGUCGCCUUCAGCUAACGACAAAGAGAGUGAAGGGGAUCUGUAUUCAGUGAGAGGCGGGAAACUGACUAAAAUGUCACAUUUGUUUGUGCCAAGUAUCCAACUGCUGUCAAGUGAAGGAGAAGUGGGACAUCAGCGCCACAACAGGAAUUAUUCUCCACAUGGAGACGGAGGAGGGACACAGCUUCGCUCUGACAACACGCUGUACAUCGCAAACCCCAGGAGUGUGUCUACGUCUAAAUCUCCGGAAAUUAAAAUUAAUUUAAGAAGCGUCAGAGACAAUACAACGGAGCCUUUUGGCGUCUCAAAACUGCGCGCUCCUAAUAUAGGCUGUAACGCAACCAGCCUCGUCAGAACAGAUGACUUCAAAUGCCAGGCACUGGGUACAGCUUUGAAGGGUGAGUCGUCAGAUAAAGUGCCGCAUUUCAUGGUAAGAGACAUUAGAGAUAAUAAAGGAAAGCUGCAGACGCCAAUACACCAAGUGAGAGACGUGCGUAAAUUGGUUAAAAGUUCCUAUCACUUUGUUUCUUUGGAUAACAACGACAGUCAUUCAGAGCAAAAAAGCCAAAUGUCCCAUCGAAAUCCUAAUUCUGUUUCCCCUAUAGUGAUCAAAUGUCAGUCUGUGAAUACAAAUAAUAACGGAAAAUGUUCUGGAAAUCUUACUGAGUUAUCGAAACAGGAACAGCUUGACGUGGACAGGUUGUCUCCAGAGGGCGCUAAAAAUGUUCCGUUGCAAAGGGCAGCAGGGAGAGCACCCAUAGGUUACUCCAAUAAUUCCUCAGAUGAAGUCAUUGGUUUGCGAAUUGAAAGCAGAGCAGCUUCAAGGAAACAGGAUAAAAUAUCAGAUAUCACAGAUAAGAAACCUGAGUCUAAGAUGGCAAACCAGGGGGCUUUGGAAAAACUCCAGGCUGCUGUGAAAACCAUGGAGCAGCUCUAUGUAUUUGAAAGAAAUGAAUGGAAAAGGAAGAAUGAGCCGCAUGUCCUGACAGACAGUCACGUGCUUUCACUGAUAGCCAGUGAAGAACAUGGAGGACAUGAAGAGGAGGGGAUGAGAGUGGACAAGAUGGUCAGAAGAGACUCCUGUCCCUACAACAGCAAGACGCCACCAGCAAAAGCAGCGUCCCCCAGCACUGACAGCCUACUGAGGCAAGAGGACCCCGCCAUGAUCUUGCAGACUCAUGGCAGCCAUGAUAACAGGCUGGUCAAUAAGUCAAUUCCAACCACUAACACCACAAGGGACAAAAACGUGUUCAGCCUCAGCUCUAGCCUUACGGCCUCCGCAAUGGGAAAGACACCCCAGCCAAACACCAUCACACAAACACCUUUCAGCACCAAAAGCUUUGUGCCAAAGUCCCAUAAACUACCAAUGUCCUUAAAAAUCAGCCAGAUGGCACUAAGUGGAAAUGAAGAAGUUGAAUCAAAGGAGGUAGAGAGGUCCACACAAGAGCUCUUGAGCGCUGCAGCUGACAGUGAAAACUACCUAACCAUUCCUGUCAAGUCUCAGACCAGCAGCAACAAACAAGCCUCGGCUGCUGAUAAAACAUCAGUGUACACAUUUACCCCCCAGACACAACCAGCCACUCCUUCAGGACACUUGGGAUCCAGCGCUAGGGGUUUAGAAGAUCAUAACCAGUCCCCUAAAAGCAUAGUGAUGGACACGUGCUUACCAGAGAGCCCUUCUGCUACCAUUUACCACACUUUGCCAUUAGGCAUGGCCACCAAUCAGCCUCAGGUCUACUGCUUCUCUCCAGCCAUCACCCCUGCUCCCACUCUGGACACCUUCCAGACCACCCAGAGGAAGAUGCUCCUGGAUCCUACCACUGGAAACUACUACCUGGUGGACACUCCUGUGCAGCCAGCCACUAAGCGCCUCUUUGACCCUGAAACAAGCCAGUAUGUGGACGUUCCCAUGCCGCAACCUCCUAUGACCCCGGUGCCCAUGCCGAUCUCACCUUUGGCCCUCAGUUCAGGAGCUUAUGGACAGACCUACAUGAUCUACCCAGGCUUCAUGCCAACACCAUCUGUGAUCCCGGCUCGGACGCUGGUGCAGUCGCAUAUGUCGAUGCAGUCAGAGGUAGACAGUGGAGACAAAGCCUUGUCACAGCAGCCUGAGGGCAUGUACAUUGAGAGCCCCUUCUACAUGGCUACUGGAAGGUCUUCCCAGGUGGCCUACGCGGCUCAACAGCAGGCCACCACCAACAGGCCACCACAGGGCUUCCCCAGUGUCAAGCAGCCGGUCAUCAGCAUCACCUCCCAGCAGGGGCCGAGGAUCAUAGCUCCGCCUUCGUUUGAUGGCACCACCAUGAGCUUCGUGGUGGAACACAGAUGAACAGCAGCUUACCUGGACAGGACUGAGCUUUGAGUGACUGCUGAAGGUGAUGGCCCUCGUAUAAAAGUGCUCAUUUACAUCCUGUGUCACCUUUUCUAACUUGUAUAAGAUGUAUAUAUUAAAGUUUUUGUUUCAUAACACCACAUUGUAAGAAUUUAAAAUAAUCACUUAAUUUGUACACCUAUAUUUCAUUUGACUUUGGUUGCACAAUAAUCAGUCACCCCCUAAACUAAUCAAUCAGGAAAUUGUCAAAUGAUUGCAUAACAACUGUUGCCAUGUCUUGUGUGUUGAUUUUUAUGCAGUGUCACUAUUAUGGCUUUAAAAUGCACAAAAGUGAGCAUUGUUUUUUUUUUUUCAACAUGUGUUUUUAACUGGUUUUACCUAUAGCUGGAAAUGACCUGCAAACUACUGUACUUUU